Messenger RNA from Eurytemora carolleeae, 1387 nucleotides. It is a transcript of the gene Sgt1, whose product is annotated as protein SGT1 homolog. The coding region runs from base 45 to 1223 and encodes 392 amino acids. NCBI's taxonomy places the organism in Eukaryota, Metazoa, Arthropoda, Copepoda, Calanoida, Temoridae. Gene Ontology annotation, molecular function: protein-folding chaperone binding. The record is from RefSeq and is a predicted model, not a curated record. The transcript has 10 exons. Gene Ontology annotation, biological process: protein stabilization.
UACACUAUUGUGAUCCUUGAACAUUAUUUCCUUGCAGAUUUAAAAUGGCAGCUGAUCCCGUGGGAUCUCCAGCAGACCUUUACAGGAAAGGAAACGAGUAUUUUGUGUCUGAAGAUUAUGACCGUGCAGUAGAACUGUACGCGGACGCGCUUGCACACGAUCCAUCUGUAACGGAAUGUUACGCGGCAAGUGCUCAGGCGUACAUCAAGAUGGAACGCUUUCAGGAUGCCAAGAAAAUGGCGGACAGAGGUGUUGAUGUACUGCGGGGGCUGGAUUCCAAUGAUGACCGAACAGUUAGUGAAACCAAGAAGUGUUUGCAGCGCAGUGGGGUCGCAUCAUUUCACCUCGGCAAAUACAAGGAAGCUAAGAACUCAUUUGCAGAGGCUGUCAAGUUUGAUUCAACAGAUAAAGGUCUAAGUCAGUGGGUUGCCUGGUGUGAGGAAAAAAUGAUUAAAUUUGGCGAGGACGCAUCAAAGAAGUUGGACGAGCACGCCAAGGUUAUCCCUGUACAAGAUACUCCUUCUAAACCUGAGCCCAGUGAAAAGAAGAAUUCGGAACCAAGUGAACCCAAAGCCCCCAGUUCUUCAUCAGAACAGUGUUUAAACCAACCUGCAUCAGACAUCAUGCCAACUCCUAAAAUUAAGCAUGAUUGGUAUCAAACUGAGACUCACGUGAUAGUUGAGGUUCGGAUAAAGAGUCUUAAACCUGGAGAAGUAGAAGUCAACUUUCAUCCAACCUAUCUCAGUGUCACAGCUAAACUUAGCUCAGGGUCUGAUUACAGUCUGGAAAUAGAUCUUUCUCAUCCAACAGUCCCAGAUCAAUCUUCAUUCAGGAUUCUUAGCACAAAACUUGAGAUAAAGCUGCGCAAGGCAGAAGCUGUGCGCUGGACUUGUUUAGAGGGAGAUGGGUUAGAUCCUAUACCUGGGGUAGUUGUCCAGCCUAGUACUUCAGGAGUGAAGGCCCCGUAUGCUAGUGGUCGCGACUGGAACAAGGUUGAGAAAUUGUUGGAGAAAGAAGCAGAUGAGAAGAAGGAAGGAGAAGCUGCUCUUAACGAAAUGUUUCAGAAAAUUUACGCAGAUGCGAACGAUGAGGUUCGGAAAGCGAUGAAUAAAUCCUUUAUGGAGUCUGGUGGAACUGUACUCAGCACAAACUGGGCAGAAAUCGGGAAAGAGAAGGUUGAGGUAAAGCCCCCGGAUGGAAUGGAAUUCAAGAAAUGGGAUUAAUUUCUACAAACACAGCUCGACAUAACUCCAGUUAAAAUAAUACAAGAAAGAUAUAAUUCCUAUUUUAUGUUUUAAGUCAUGAAAGUAAACGAUAGGAAAGGAUCUCUGUGACUGUUGUGGAAAUAAUGUUAAAAAUAAUUCAUAAUAAAGAUACUUAAUGUAAA